Colletotrichum higginsianum IMI 349063 is the source of this 906-nucleotide messenger RNA. RefSeq names its product NADH-cytochrome b5 reductase. Gene Ontology annotation, molecular function: oxidoreductase activity. Gene Ontology annotation, cellular component: endoplasmic reticulum. The record is from RefSeq and is a predicted model, not a curated record. The transcript has 4 exons. The coding region runs from base 1 to 906 and encodes 301 amino acids. NCBI's taxonomy places the organism in Eukaryota, Fungi, Ascomycota, Sordariomycetes, Glomerellales, Glomerellaceae.
AUGGCCGACACUCUCGCUUCCCGCAAGUACUUUGACAGUAUUUACAUCCCCGCCGGUCUGAUCAUUCUGGGAUGCGCCAUCACCAAGCGCGAAUGGGUCCCGUACGCUGUCCUUUUGUCGCUGGCGCUGGGUGCCUACAAGUACAACUCGAUGCAAAUCAAGAAGGUUCUCAAGCCCGAUGCUUUCCAAGAGUUCGAGCUUAAGGAAAAGACCAUCAUCUCUCACAAUGUCGCCAUGCAAAGCAUCCUCGGCCUCCCUAUCGGCCAGCACAUCUCUAUCGGCGCGAACUGCCCCCAGCCCGAUGGCACCACUAAGGAGAUCGUGCGCUCCUACACUCCAAUUUCUGGCGACCACCAGCCUGGCUACUUUGACCUCUUGAUCAAGUCCUACCCCACCGGCAACAUCUCCAAGUACCUAGCAUCGAUGAAGGUCGGCCAGUUGCUCAAGGUCAAGGGUCCCAAGGGCGCCUUCGUUUACACACCGAACAUGGUCCGUCACUUUGGUAUGAUUGCUGGCGGCACUGGCAUUACUCCCAUGCUUCAGAUCAUCCGUGCCGUCAUCCGCGGCCGCCCAACCGGUGACAAGACCGAGAUCGAUCUCAUCUUCGCCAACGUUACGCCUCAGGACAUACUGCUGAAGGAGGAUCUCGACACCCUUGCCAAGGAGGACAGCGGCUUCCGUGUGCACUACGUCCUGGACAAGCCACCUGCUGGCUGGACUGGCGGCGUUGGUUACGUCACCGCCGACAUGAUCACCGAUCUGCUCCCCAAACCCGCUGACGAUGUCAAGCUUCUGCUUUGCGGUCCCCCGCCGAUGGUCAGUGGCCUCAAGAAAACCGCCGAGAGCCUCGGAUUCAAGAAGGCCCGCCCUGUGAGCAAGCUUGAGGACCAGGUCUUUGCUUUCUAA